Molecule: messenger RNA, 6552 nt
Organism: Blastomyces dermatitidis ER-3
Lineage: Eukaryota; Fungi; Ascomycota; Eurotiomycetes; Onygenales; Ajellomycetaceae
Product: beta-glucosidase F
Exons: 4
Coding region: 1477-4119 (880 amino acids)
Biological process (GO): glucan catabolic process
Molecular function (GO): beta-glucosidase activity
Source: RefSeq, a predicted model, not a curated record
CUUGUUUCGUGUCACCUCGGUCAUGUCGAUCCUCUAUCUAGUUCUAGGUAGUUCCAAGUAUUUCGCGCCAGGUGAAGGCUUAGGCGCAACUCAACCCUACGACAAGUUGACAACGGCUCCAUGCUCAACCCACAAAAAUGUCGGCAGUUUUGGCUUUCAGGGCUCUCUGUCGGCCCGACCUGGCCUGAUUCUUGAACCCCUGAUCAAUUUUGGCUGGUGAAAUUUAGCACCAUCCGGAGAAGAAUCGCGUUCAGCUGAUAGGGGGCGAAAAAGAAAUACCAUUGAGAAAACUUGAAUUCGGCUGGCGCGUGGUGAGUUUCCUCGCGUUUCACAGCAGGCAUGCCCGCUGCCCACAUGACCCGCCAAUGGGCCAAGGGGAUGCCACUGGAUGGUGAAUAAGAGCGCGGGAAGCAGAUGGAAGACAGGGAAGAAAGAAAAAGAGGGUUAAUGCCGCCUAAUCGGUUGUUGCUAUUGAGGCAUAUUAUUGCCGGCUCUUGAAGGCCCACCGGAAACCUGGAAUAUGGCGGUGAUCAGCAUCUUCCAACGUAUUGUCGAUUGCAGAAUCAGGGGAAGUUAGACCUCGCUUUAGGCUUUAGGCUUUUUCUUUUUUUCUUUUUAAGCCGUUCGGAGAGCGGCCUGCUGAGAAUCUCCAGCAAAUCUCGUAGCUUGGUUGACAGGUAUAACUACACUAAGAAAACGAACAAAAAAAAGAAACAGAAAAGAAAAGAGGAUUAUGUCUAAGCAAUCACUGACAUUCUCUUCACUCACUAUAUCUUGUAUGGAGCAAAUGAGUGACUGAACUAGCGAGACCGAGUGGCAGACAGGGAGGCAGCGAUCUAUCUGAGGGGUCAGGGGCACCGAGAACAGAGGCAGAGAGGCAUAUAACUGCCGGAUACGGCGGAAUAUGCCAUGACGGUAGAUUUGAGAAUUGCCGCAUUGUCAACUUCUCCAGAGUUACAAUAUAGAACAAGUCUAUAAUUAGAGCCGAACCGAUGCACAUCUCGCAUGUCAGAAAAUACAAACAUGCAUCAUAAGGUAAGUUGUGCCUGAAGACAGGGAGGCAUGGGAUGGGGACAAGAGUGUUGCAGUGAUGCAGUGAUGAAAUUGAAAAUCAGUUAGGAUCAGUUAGGUCUACUCCCAAGAACAGUCAUAAGUAUAACUAACAGAUCCUCCAUCCCCCAGUCCACAUGCACGAAACAACUGUUCCCCCACCCGGGCCACAGCACGGCGCUCUUCCAGUCUAUAAAGCCACAGAAAUACCCUGUGAUGUGGUCAGUCAGUCAGUCAACCUGGACGGCUGCACCAUUGCGGUGGAAAUAAUACCUGAGCCUGUUCGGUGUCGAUGAGCGUUUCUAGGCUGAGUGAGACUGAAAUAAUCCUUCACUCCUCCGCCUAUUCCUUCUCUUAGAUUUCUCUUCUCUUCUCUUUUCCUUUCUUUCAUUCAUUCUUUAAUUUUUACUUCCUUAUCCUCUGGAAAUGCCGUUCUUUAAAUCAUUUCUUAUUGGUGUCGUUGGUGCGCUAAAUUGUUCCGCCCUUGCAAACCAAGAUACCAGCAGCUCUCCACCCCUCGAACCGAGGCAGAAUGGUGCCCCAGAGUGGACGUCUCCUCCAUAUUAUCCUGCACCCGUGGGUGGUUGGGUACCUGAAUGGGAAGAGGCAUAUGCCAAAGCCCAUGCAGUAGUUGCGAACAUGACCCUCGCUGAGAAAGUCAAUCUGACAACAGGCACCGGUUUCGCUAUGGGCCCCUGCGUGGGACAGACAGGAAGUGCACCUCGAUUCGGAAUCCCUAGGCUUUGUCUGCAGGACGGCCCCCUUGGUGUCCGAAAUACAGAUCACAUCACAGCCUUCCCAGCAGGAAUCACUGUGGGAGCCACAUUCGACAAGAAGUUGAUGUACGACCGCAGUGUUGCGAUGGGCAGGGAGUUUCGUGGCAAAGGGGUAAAUGUCCACCUUGGUCCAUCUGUAGGUCCACUGGGCCGCAAGCCUCGCGGAGGACGGAACUGGGAAGGAUUCGGCAUGGAUCCAUCCCUCCAGGGAAUCGCCAGUUCCCUGACAAUCAAGGGCGUUCAAAGCAGCGGAGUGAUCGCGACUGUGAAGCAUCUUGUCGGAAACGAGCAGGAGAUGUUUCGUAUGGUGUUCCCUGUUCAGCCCCUGGACUUCCUCCAGAAACCAUACUCGGCCAAUAUCGAUGACAGGACGCUGCACGAGUUGUAUAUCUGGCCUUUUGCAGACUCUGUCAAAGCGGGGGUUGGUUCCGUUAUGAUGGCAUACAAUGACGUUAACAGCUCCUCGUCCAGCCAAAACAGCAAGCUGAUCAACGGCAUUCUUAAAGAUGAAUUGGGAUUCCAGGGAUUCACCAUGACUGAUUGGUUCGCCCAUAUUGGAGGCGUUUCAUCCGCACUUGCUGGCCUGGACAUGGCUAUGCCAGGAGAUGGUGCUUCUCCACUAUCAGGGCAUAGUUAUUGGGCAGGCAAAUUGUCACAUUCGGUCCUAAAUGGGACUGUACCCCUAGAGCGGUUAAAUGAUAUGGCUGCCCGGAUUGUUGCUACAUGGUUCAAGUUAGGGCAGGACAAGGACUUUCCAUUGCCAAACUUCUCAACCCACACAACUGCUGAAAAGGGGCUUCUGCACCCUGGCGCUGUAUUUUCUCCAAUCGGCAUCGUCAACAAAUUCGUCGACGUCCAAGAGAACCACAAUACCAUCGCGAGAGCCGUUGCUAGGGAUGGUAUUACCCUUCUAAAAAAUGAUGAUAAUGUUCUCCCCUUGAACCCGGACUCUUCAAUCAGGGUAUUUGGCACCGACGCGGGUCCCGAUCCACUGGGACUCAACCCCUGUCCAGACAGAGGUUGCAACAGGGGUGUCUUAACGAUGGGAUGGGGAAGUGGAACAGCCAGAGUUCCUUACCUUGUAACUCCUCAAGAAGGCAUCGAGGCCAGAGCCCCGAAGACAAAGUUUCACAUCAGCAAUCGUUUCCCCCUCAUUAUAGACGUGAAGCCUGAAGAUAUUGCAAUUGUCUUCAUCAAUUCGGAUUCUGGCGAGAACUACAUUAUCGUUGAAGGAAAUCCAGGAGACCGGACGAUGGCGGGUCUAUAUGCCUGGCAUGGUGGUGACAAGCUUGUCAUGGAUGCGGCGAAGAAGUUCUCGACUGUGAUUGUUGUCGUUCACACCGUUGGCCCAAUUAUCAUGGAGAAAUGGAUCGAUCUCCCAUCGGUGAAAGCAGUGUUGGUUGCCCAUCUCCCAGGCCAGGAAGCAGGUACUAUUGCCGAUAUUCUCUUCGGAGAUCACAGUCCCAGCGGCCAUCUGCCGUACACGAUUCCGAAAUCCGAAGCCGACUAUCCAGACAGCGUCAAUCUCAUAUAUGACCCUAUAAUCCAGAUCCAAGAUACAUUUACCGAAGGCUUGUAUAUCGACUACCGCCACUUCGUCAAGGAAAACAUCACCGCGCGAUACCCCUUCGGUCACGGGCUUUCAUACACAGCGUUCAAAUUCAGCGAGCCGAAACUCAUACCCGUUACACCGCUCACCGAAUACCCCCCAGAGAGACCUGCUAAACUUUCCCCUCCAACAUUCUCCAACGACAUCCCGCCUGCAGCCGAAGCAGCGUGGCCAAAGGGUCUGAACCGCAUCUGGCGCUACCUAUACCCAUACCUCGAUGACCCUUCCUCCAUCAAGCCAGGCAAGGAUUACCCAUACCCGGAAGGGUACAGCACAACGCCCCAACCGCCCCCGCGCGCUGGAGGGCGGGAGGGCGGCAACCCAGCCCUCUGGGACAUCGCAUUCAAAGUCGACGUCAAAGUCACCAACACAGGCAAGGUAGCCGGGCGCUCUGUGGCACAGUUGUAUGUGCAGCCGCCACCAGAGCGAGCGGCAGAUACACCCAAGCUACAGCUAAGACAGUUUGAGAAAACACGAGUGCUGCAGCCGGGCGAGAGCGAGAUUCUAUGUCUUGAGAUUACGCGGAGGGAUAUGAGUGUUUGGGACGUUACCACGCAGGACUGGCAGAUUCCGCAAAUGGCCAAGGGUGCGAAGUUGUGGGUUGGUGAGAGCGUGGAGGACUUGAAGGUGGUGUGCGAGGUUGGCGGUGGUGAGUGCAGGGAUGCUAGAAUGGAGACGCAGUAGUUUAUUUAACCUAAUGGCGCUCGCGAUUGAUUGAACAGGGAUUGAUAAUACUCAUUCCUGUGCUCUGUCAAUAUACCAAGCCUUACUUCAAAAGAUACUAGAUUCGGUCUCUACCUCUUCGACCGAAUGUGGCCUUAACCCAUACUGCCGGUAUAAUUGUAUAUAACCAUGGUUGUAUAGAAAUCAUACCCAAGGCGUUGCCUGUAUAAUUUUAACGGUGCAAUCGGCAAGGUUACAGGGUGGUAACUACCGAUGUUCUAUCUAACAUCUGGGCUGCUAAAUGGAAGGUUUCUACCUUUUGGUUUCGUUCCCUUCUCUUUACCUUUAUUUUCAUUUUUGGCUCUCUCUAUCACUCCAUGGUCUAGUCCCUGAGAAUAGGCUCCUUUGAGUCUGUAUUGAAAACGCUGGUUAUAGAUAAAACAGAGUAACAGAGUAUUAAUAUCCGUUGAGUUGUAUCUCCUCCGCCCCGUGCCUUUUUUUCUUUUUUUCUUUUUCCUAUUUUGAGUAUCACUGUGCACAGCUCGGAGUGCCAACACUUCCCUACCGGGAAGAGUAGAGCGAUGGCCCACCACGUCAUGCUCAACAGGAUUCAUUCAUUCCGCGAAAAUGAAGCAGAAAUUAUCUCGUACGCAUUCGGUCCCUUGGUUCCCCACGCAAUCAGUCCCCUGCGCUCUACCCCAACCUUGUCCCACCAGAGUUCCCUAAUAUCCCGGGGGAUCUGCCAAACGACACCCAUAUCGCGAUCGUCAGGCCGUACGAUGAUCAUCCAGGAGUACCAGCGUAUCCAACCAACGUACUGACGGUCGAAUGCCACUAUGGAGUCAUAGCAUGGUUGAACAGCAGUAGUCUCUCCUGGCAUGAGAAACUCUAUGUGGAGACUCUGCUCUGUUAUCAAAUGACCGCUCCAGGAGAGGGUGAAGCUAAGUUGUCGGAGUCUGGGCAUGUGUAAGACAGCACGACUCAUUGCACGUACGAGAGGAUCAAAGGUACGUGGGCAGAACAACCAGCGCCACUGAUAUGGAGGGCAUUCGAAGUAUUCCAGAACACUCCCAUUGUCGGAAUCCUCGGAAUCCUCGGAAUCCUCAUACAAAUCAAAAGGUUGACCCAUGAUGGUUUUGGUUGAGUUACGCUGGUAGGAAAUGAGGGUGAAAAUGGGCAGAACAACUCGGGUGACAAGCCCCAUGGAUAAAAUCUUAGUUCGAUCUCGGUUAAGUGAUGCACAUGCAUGAAAAGGGCCAGGGAUAGUGAGAGUAGGUCAAUGGGAUGAUUUCCAUUCCAGCUUGGAGCGUCCAAAUUAUGAUUUUGAAGGGACCGACCGGAACAUCCAACGUGAAAGGAUUUCAAGCUAGGCAAGGAAAGUUUUCGUAAUGCCAUACUGAGAGCUGAGAAGAAGCAAUGUCAAUAACCUUGUCAAUCAUGGAUCAGAACCAAUAAGAGGUACACACAUGAUCUGAAAUCUUGAAUACUGGUUCUGAGAACUGAGAAAUUCAUCGUCCAAACAAAAUAAUAAACGUUCGUAACGUUGCUAAGGCAGUUUGCGAUUUUGAGGAAAGCUGUGGGAUGCACACUAUGGAUGAUUAAACACUUCACUCUAUAAAGGGUUGGCAAACUCUCCUGUCCUUGGAAUUUCAACAUCAACAGCGUUUGGGGUUUCCAGACAGGGUUGAUUCUUAAAGUCAGGGGGGCAGCCCGGUGGGUUAUGUUGGCUGCGACAAACUCAUCCUCCCAUUCCCUGAGAAAGCCAAACAGAUUCCGUACCGCCAAUUCAAAGUCCAUAUCUAAUUCUUGUUGCCUAUCAAUCGAACAAUCCUCUAGCAUCUCCGGAAGCAGCGCACCUGGCCAUCCUGUCUGGUAACACCUGGGAACCGUAGGGUGAGAAUAGAGCAACUCCGAGAGUAUGCUCCGGCGACGGAGACCGAUAAAAAUCUGGCGAAACAUUUCCCAUUCAGCUGAAGAACUCCGAACCAUAAUCGAACGCAUCGUCUGCAGUUCCACUGCAUUCUGCCAGGCACGAGAUAUACCAGCAUAAGACGCGAUUUUGGCGGCUUUUCUGCCGUUUUCAGGCUGUAACAAGCAUCUAACAAUAAGCCCAACCGUCUCUGACGGGAGCUUGUCCAUUUUGAGCUGUUCUUGGGCAAAGUAACUAAAUAACUUAACUAGUUAUCCAUACAAGGAUAAAUAUAAAAAACACCACGCAUCGACGUCUUCUCAAUUCACGUCAUUCCGAGGGAAGACUGGACAACAAAGUAUUAUGAGUGGAUAUUGUAGUUUUCGGAUGUUUGUAAACAAUAACCCGCCCGCCAUCUCGCUUUCCAUGUUCAAGCUCUUAUUUCUCCCCUAGAGCUACCGCUUGAGCUUUUACCGGGAGUUGCCAGUUGCCAUUGCCCCCGAACAUGGUGGAAAGGCAACAGAGUCCAUCCAUGAUGAGGGAUG